AUGUUGAGAAGGAAGAUGGUAUCUCUUGAAUCUACAUGGUUACCAACCAAUUAUAAUAUUGCUGUUGGACUCAGGUGUAAAGAUAAAAAGAGCGUCGAUUUAGUUCUUGAAAAGCUUGUCAAAUCAUUUGCUGCACUUCAUACGCAUAUUGAAGGUGAUGAAUAUGUAUUUCAAUCGCGAGAUGUACCUGUAUAUAGGAUCCCAUCAAAUGUUACCUCAUUAAUUGAUCAAGCAUUUUAUAUGGAAAACAAUUUCAAGAAAAACCCUUCUCAUGUAGCCGGCUCAAUUGCUGUUUCUGAUGACAGUGUUGUAUUUUCAGCAUCUCAUGGUAUUUAUGAUGGUGGCACAAUCAAAAACUUCCUUGAAUGUUUAAGUUUUGGAAAAGAAUUACCAGAAUUAAAGCUCCCAACUUCUAGCUUUGAACCAAUCAUGAAAGAAAUUCAAUCUGUUAAGUGCAUUAUCCCUGAUUACUUCACUGACAAAGACGCUCUUAGAUUCAAGUCAACUGAUUCAGCCUUCAAAAAUAGUGCAGGAAACUCAACAGUUGCUAUUGAAACAAUCUAUGAUAAUGAAUUCCAAAUUUAUGAUAAGAAAGGAAAAACUUUGCAUGGAUUGACAGAGGCAGCACUUUCUUCUUUAGUUCUUGCAGUGAGUGCAAUGAAUGAGAAAUUCGAUAAAACAGGAUUAUGGGAAGUUAUUGGCAUGAGGAAUUUUGCAAGCAAAGAAUAUGAUUUAAGACAAGGACAAUAUUUUGCAAAUAUUCCUGUCAGUGUUAAUAUAUCAUCAAAUGCACCAAUCAGAGAAAUGAUGAAACUCUUCAGAAUAGAUAUGAAGAAGAAAUUGGCCAAUAAGGCAACUUAUCAAUUUUUGAGGGGUAAUAUAUAUGGAUUUCCUAAAGCUCCUGUUAUCAAUGGAGCUCCAAUUGUUUUUUCAUCAGCUGGAAACUUCAUGGUUAAAGGUCCUUUGACAGAUUGCUUCUUUAUGCCAACUUCAUAUGCAGAUGUUCCAUUCGAGCAUUUAUCAUGCCUGAUGUACAGCGUUGAUGAUGGUCAAAAGAAGAAAUUUUUAUUGACAUCAAACUAUUCAACAAAACUGCUGAGUACAAGAGAAGCAAGUGCAUUUGUUGGUCUCACUGCAUACUCAUUGAAGAAUAUUGACUUAAAUACCAAGAUUGGAGAAGCAAUUGACAUGCUUAUCGAAGAAAAGAAGAAAAUAUACAAUAGAACUAACACAAUUGACAGAAUUAUUAGAUUUUAA
Messenger RNA from Trichomonas vaginalis G3, 1257 nucleotides. RefSeq lists its product as uncharacterized. The record is from RefSeq and is a predicted model, not a curated record. The transcript has a single exon. Bases 1 to 1257 code for a protein of 418 amino acids. NCBI's taxonomy places the organism in Eukaryota, Parabasalia, Trichomonadida, Trichomonadidae.